Molecule: messenger RNA, 468 nt
Organism: Racocetra persica
Lineage: Eukaryota; Fungi; Glomeromycota; Glomeromycetes; Diversisporales; Gigasporaceae
Source: the annotation of a GenBank genome assembly
AUGCAAACUUCCAAAAUAGACAUACACCCUUUAAUACAAGAAUUAAAAAUGGUUCCUUUGGAAGAAGUUUACGUUAAAACUAUUAAUAUAGAUAAAAAUUCUACUGGUAAUCAAUCAUCUGCAAUCAAAUUGGUACAUCUAUUUGAAAGAAUAUGUUUUGCAGAAUUCAAUACUAUACGAGCUAAGCAAGAGGAAAUUGCUAGUUGGUAUUCGUAUAGAAAGUUCUUCGAAAAAAGACAUCGUGAAAUUUUACCUGAGAUUCUGAAAAAAUAUAAAAAUAUUACAAAACAAAACGCAAAUAAACUUUCAAAAUUAACUGACAUACAAAUUGAUACAAUCAUAUAUGAAGUGAGUCGUAUUACAAAAAAAUGUGGUACUAACCUCCCACUGUGUAAAAAAAUUUCACGCUCUCACAUGACCGACUUUGAAUCUUCCUAUAAUCAAGAUUCAGACAUAUCAGAAAUCCAG